Messenger RNA from Penicillium odoratum, 1488 nucleotides. RefSeq names its product CAAX farnesyltransferase subunit beta RAM1. NCBI's taxonomy places the organism in Eukaryota, Fungi, Ascomycota, Eurotiomycetes, Eurotiales, Aspergillaceae. Gene Ontology annotation, cellular component: protein farnesyltransferase complex. The coding region runs from base 1 to 1488 and encodes 495 amino acids. The transcript is spliced from 7 exons. Gene Ontology annotation, molecular function: protein farnesyltransferase activity. Gene Ontology annotation, biological process: protein farnesylation. The record is from RefSeq and is a predicted model, not a curated record.
AUGCCUCCCAUCGUCGCAGGGAAGUAUCGACGCAAAGUUCGCUUCCCCUCCAACCAACCCCCACCAACUCAAUCCGACACUACCAACCAGAAGCGCUCGGGCUUGCGUCAGACCAAAUCACCGACAGCCGAGAAAAUGGCGAGCCAAGCAGCACGGCCGGGGGUCCCAGACUUGUUCACGCAGCCGCCGGCCAUCCGCGACCCGCUCGUGACAGAGACCACUGAUCUGCAGGACGCGACACUCGAGAAGUGUCUGCCUUUCCUAAAGGGCAUCCACAAUAGUCAAUCGGGCCCCUUUAAUGCAUGCGGGGUGCCUGCACUCCAACGUGAUGAUCAUGUUGCCUUUGCCUAUGAUUCCCUGGAAGAUUAUCCCUCUGGCUUUGUCAUCUUGGAUGCCAGUCGCCCGUGGAUGGCAUACUGGGGUCUUGCAACCUUAUAUCUGAUGGGAGAAGAUCCCACUCGAUUCCGAGAACGCUUAUUCAAUACUCUGCGGCCUGCUCAGAACUCUACUGGUGGUUUUGGUGGCGGUCAUGGCCAAAUAUCCCACCUGGCUGGGAGCUAUGCAGCCGUUCUAUCACUUGCGAUUGUCGGAGGCGAGGAUGCCUUUGCAUUGAUUGAUCGGCACGCAAUGUGGCAAUGGCUGGGCCGAUUGAAGCACGCCGAUGGAGGUUUUCACGUCUGCGAAGGCGGGGAGAAGGACGUGCGUGGUGGAUACUGCGCCAUGGCUAUUAUUGCUCUGCUCAAUCUGCCAGUCGAGUUGCCCCCGGACAGUGAAGCUCGGAUGGCUGGGCUGGAGAAGUUUACCGAUGGCCUUGCUGAAUAUCUUUCACGAUGCCAAACCUUUGAGGGUGGCAUCUCCGGUAGCCCUGGCGUGGAAGCGCAUGGGGCAUACGCCUACUGUGCGUUGGCCUGUUUGGCUCUGCUGGGACCUCCGGAAGAAACAAUUACCAGACAUAUGAACUUGCCUUUGCUGCUUUCAUGGCUAUCUGCGCGUCAAUACGGGCCCGAGGGCGGAUUCUCCGGCAGAACUAACAAGUUGGUCGAUGGAUGUUACAGCCACUGGGUUGGUGGUUGCUGGCCAAUUCUCCAGUCUACUUUAGAUGGCAAGCCACAAAGCAAUGGGCCUCCCGCUACGACCGUAGGUCACCUUUUCAGCCGCGAGGGAUUAUCCCGCUAUAUCCUCUCAUGUUGCCAAUCUCAGACCGGCGGUCUUCGCGAUAAACCCGGAAAAUCGCCCGAUGCUUACCACACAUGCUACGUACUGUCGGGCUUGAGCGCCAUGCAGCACUACCAUUAUCGCACGGACUCAAGCACCACCUCAGACCAGACAUUUGCAUCUACCUUUUCUUGGCGCUCGACCCCGAUCCGUGAGGGCAACGUGUAUGAAAAGGCCGAUCGUCUCGAGUCCCUCCAUCCUCUUCUUGGAGUUCCUUAUCCCAGGGCUGAUGCGAUGCGGCUCUGGUGUGAAGCCCGACCCAUUACACCUUAG